AUGGAAGGAUUAUAUGAAAAUAAUUUUGCUUUUAAUACAAAAGGUUACAAAUUCGGCAUUGAUGCAUUAUCAGACGAACCAUUAGGAUACAAAUUACAAAAAUCGAAUAUCCACCAAUGUGUUUAUUCAUAUUGUUCAUUCUCAACAAAUAUCACAAGUUCAGGUCAGAAUUCAUCUAAAGUUACCACAUGGACAAAUGACAGAAAGGUCAAGAAUUAUGUUGUUGAAUCAGGUCAAACACUCACAUUGAAUAGUAUUAAUCUUCUUUUACUUGACCCAAUUCUUAGCGAUAUCACUUUAUCAAAAAUUAUAUUUGACGACCCAGACAAAGCCAAGAGAUAUGGCAACAAAAAGUAUAAUUUUUUGAUUGAAAUCUGGACAAUACCACCUCCAACACAAACACCAGAACCUACACCAGAGCCUACACCUGCUACUACACCUGUACCAGCAGCUACUCCUGCACAAACAACUACAUCCAAGGAAAUAAUCACUCCUGAAAUGACAACCAGUAAUACCAAUAAUAAUGAUAAUAAUAAUGAUGAUAAUAAUGAUCAAGGAAGUGAUCAGAAAACCAAAACUGGAAAACUAGGAACCGGUGCUAUUGUAGGAAUAAUAAUUGGCGCUAUCUUUAUUGUUGCCUUAUGCAUUGCUACAAUUUUCAUCAUCAAGAAACGUCAAAUAAAGGCAGAAAAAGGAAGUGAAUCCCAAGCUCAACUUAUGAAUUUGGUUUAA
Trichomonas vaginalis G3 is the source of this 732-nucleotide messenger RNA. RefSeq lists its product as uncharacterized. The record is from RefSeq and is a predicted model, not a curated record. Bases 1 to 732 code for a protein of 243 amino acids. The transcript has a single exon. NCBI's taxonomy places the organism in Eukaryota, Parabasalia, Trichomonadida, Trichomonadidae.